UUUUUUUCUUCAAGUAUUUUCAAUGUCUGUUUUAUCUCUGACGUCUGCUUUGAAAGCCUUUCAACCCUUUAAACAAGCAACUAGUCUUCGAGUUUUACAGUCAAGCUUCUCUACUUCAGUACGUCAGUUAGCAGAACAACCUACACCCGAAAGACCACAAAUAGGUGCUUCUUCCUUGUUUGAUAAUGUUCAAGUCGAAACUCAAGAAAAAUUAGCACAACAAGAUGAAACAUUGGCAGAGAAGCAAUAUUCAUUCUCUUCUGCCAAUUUCAAGACGAGCCCACGUAAAUUAAAUAUGCUUGCUCGUCAAAUUCGCAACCUUCCUAUUGAUGAAGCUAUUCGACAAAUGGAAUUUUCUGAUAAACGUUCAGCUAAAAAGAUCUUACACAACUUGGCCUUUGCUAGAAAGAAUGCUACUGAUCAAAAGGGAAUGCAAAAUUUGGUUGUCUCUCAAGCUUGGGUUGGAAAGGGAAGAUACAUUAUGCGUAUUAAGCCUCAUGGCCGUGGUCAAUUCGGUGUGAUGCAUCAUAAACAAGCUCAUAUCAAGUUCAUCUUGAAAGAAGCAGAGACUAAAUCUACUGACAAGGCAGAUAGAAGAAAUAUCAGAGGCUGGAAGAACUCCAAAAAGACCUGGACUCAAUUAGAUGAAACAAAACCUAUUUACAAUCCCAAACCUUUUUACAACUGGUAAAAUUUAAUAAAAGAUGUAUAUCAUAAACCUGUCAACUAGAAGAAAUUUUAUUCAACCAAUGAGAACCCAUAUCGUGUUGCUUAUACUCGAGUAUAAUAAAGAACUUGUAUG
This is a messenger RNA of Gilbertella persicaria, 802 nucleotides long. Its product is annotated as ribosomal protein L22/L17. The transcript is spliced from 5 exons. Gene Ontology annotation, biological process: ribosome assembly; translation. Gene Ontology annotation, cellular component: ribosome; mitochondrial large ribosomal subunit. Gene Ontology annotation, molecular function: structural constituent of ribosome. Lineage: Eukaryota; Fungi; Mucoromycota; Mucoromycetes; Mucorales; Choanephoraceae. The record is from RefSeq and is a predicted model, not a curated record. The coding region runs from base 23 to 691 and encodes 222 amino acids.